Messenger RNA from Ornithodoros turicata, 1701 nucleotides. RefSeq lists its product as uncharacterized. The coding region runs from base 185 to 1639 and encodes 484 amino acids. The record is from RefSeq and is a predicted model, not a curated record. The transcript has 9 exons. Lineage: Eukaryota; Metazoa; Arthropoda; Arachnida; Ixodida; Argasidae.
CAGACGCCGCAACAUGGUCAAUCGCGAUGGUCAGUAGCGCCGUCACACGGCCUGCUAUUUGAGGUUUGAGGUGUUGUGUCAUGCAUUGCGGAGCAAGAGGGCUAUUACGCGCGCGCAACUUCGUUCUUUGUUCACGGUUCUUCCUUGACGUGCUCGCUUUUGUUUGUUUGCAACGGCUCAACCGAUGUCGGUGAGAGAAUGUCUAGUGACAUUAAACGAUCGGAAGACGAUAAUUUUUGUCGGGGGCGAGUUCAAACUUCCAGAUGUCCUUGCCGCUCUAGAAAUGAGUGAAUUUAAGGAGGCGGCUGGUCGGGCGACCGUUGAGGUCUUCAACGUGCGUUUCAAUACCUUUGUGGUGCCACACUCAGAGCAUGUCUUUUCCGACGGGGAGGAGGUGCGUUUGUGUCACAUGGAGCCAGCCGCCAGCAAUUCCGUGAGCAACCAAGUGGUUACAAAUGGGGACACGAUCACGGUGACACCGGGUGCGACCAGCGCCGUGAAGUCUGUCGCUUUUACAUCAAACAGUUAUAAGCUUCCCCAAGUGCCUCUGGACAUUAAAGUCGGCAUCGCAAACAUGGCUGCAGGUGGUGUCCCCAGCCAUCUAAAAUCCCGGAUAGUCUCGUGGAUCACCACCGACCUCAUGACUUACAGCCUGUAUCCAGGACACUUAUAUGAACAAGCAGCACGUGACCUUGUUUUCAAAUUUCCCGCACUGCGGGACUCAAUGGGAAGUGGCUACGAUUCCUGGAAGGUGAGAUUUGCUUUUAAGAUGGGGAAUGUGAGAAAGUCUAUCAAAAACGAGCCAGAUGUGGACAGAGCACGCAGCAAAUACGGUCGCAAGAGACCGGCUAGUGAGACUCAAGCUACCCAGGCCAAAAGACUGUGUCGGGCUUCGGAUCUGACACCAAAUCCUUGCACUGCAAUGGAAGAUGAUGCCCAUCAUGCAAACACGGUGGAAGCAAUGAAAUGCUGUCUCGGCAGUGUAGCGGAGCCCAAUAUUGAGCAGCUGAUGGAGCAAAUGGGAAGCACGUUCGGGCACCGACGGCAGUGGAUAAAGGACGCAUCACCAUCACUGCGGGAUGUCCUCAUGGAGUACCCUGCCUUGAACCGUGCAGAUAUGCUGCACAAAGAAUUUACCAGAAUAACUGGUGUAGCUGCUGAGAAGGCAGUGCUAAUGUUUGUCAACCAGUAUGGGGAAAAGUGCUUCCAGAUGGCUCACAAGCGGAAGAGCGCGAGGGAUGCAGUCAUGGACACAGAGGCCCAACUUUCUACACUGGAUGGUGAUGUCAAAAAAUAUUGCUUUGCCAUCGGAGUCAUGACAAUUCUGCCCAGACUUCUCAAGGAGCACCCCUAUUUUCUCAGGGGCCCUGAUGCUUACCCCGCUUUAGUCAUUGAGGGUGAGCCACUCCAUGAAGCCACUGAGGUCAUGGUAAAGUUUGAGGACCUUUGUAUACGAGCCUUAGACAUUGUGGAUGGCAUGGCACUCCUGUUCGCAAUCUACUGGACGUUCGACGUCCAGUAUUCUCCAAGGAACAAGAACACGCUCUCAGUAUUAGAAAAAAUGUUUGGCAUUCGUCCAACGUUGCCAGUGUCCCCAACAGCUGCAAAUGUACUGAAGGCUUUCAAAGAUAAUACUUGAAGUUUAUAUGUCAGUUCGAUAUGUUGUCAUAUGAUUACUGCAACUAAAUAAAGUGAAAUGUU